This is a messenger RNA of Fusarium pseudograminearum CS3096, 3813 nucleotides long. RefSeq lists its product as uncharacterized. Bases 1 to 3813 code for a protein of 1270 amino acids. Gene Ontology annotation, molecular function: protein binding; mRNA binding. Gene Ontology annotation, biological process: intracellular distribution of mitochondria. The record is from RefSeq and is a predicted model, not a curated record. NCBI's taxonomy places the organism in Eukaryota, Fungi, Ascomycota, Sordariomycetes, Hypocreales, Nectriaceae. The transcript has 4 exons. Gene Ontology annotation, cellular component: cytoplasm.
AUGGCUUCGGAGACUACUCCUCCCGCUCAGGCGCCCGCUGCUGCGUCCGAGGAGCCCGAGACCAACAUGGAGGCGGAAGCCCAAGAUGUCGACGUCGGGGCCGAAGCCUUAAUAAACCUUACCAUUGUCUUGCCCGAUGCCAAUGCUAGCAAGAUGCAGAUCAUGGUUUCUUCUCAAGAACAGGUCCACGAAAUCCGACAAUCGAUCAUUGACCUUCCAUCGGCAUUCCAGUACACUUGCUUUCACCUCGAAUUCAAUGGCGAGAAGAUCAACGACUUCAUCCCCCUCACUGAAAUUCCUGAGCUUGGCACCACACCCGAAUUCCACAUUGUUGAGGAUCCUUAUACCGAGAAGGAGGCUCGCAUUCACUUUAUCCGCAUUCGGGAACUUAUUGGCGCUUCCGGAGAUCGAUGCGACACUGCCCAGGGUCUUCUUCCUGGACUUUCUCUCUUCGAGACUGUGACCGCCGAGGCUCAGAGCAGCGACAACAAAGAAGAAGAGUCCUCUGAGGAGUCACCUGUCAAGGACUACGACUUCCAAGCUGUGCCUUCACUUACCGGGCUGAUCCCUCCUGUUUCCGAGCCCGCCCCCAAGACAGUAAAGCAGAUCUCCUUGUCGUCUUGGAACCCCCCUCCACCUCAUCUGCGACAGCGUGGCCAUCUGCUUUACCUUGUUGUGUCUACCAAUGAAGGCGAACAAUACCAGGUCACUUCCCACGUAUCGGGCUUCUAUGUCAACAAAUCGUCUAAUGCCAAAUUCGAUCCUUUCCCUCGCCCAGCCCCCAAGGGCCAGUCCGCACACUCUUUGUUGAGUCUGAUCGAGCUUGUCUCCCCUACUUUCGCCGAGUCCUUCACGAAGCUUCAGGAUUACAACAACCAAAAAGACCCCCUCGCCACUUUCCAAAUCACCAAUGCUACUCCCGCUGCUCCCUGGGUCGUUCCGUCUCCCAACUCGUCGCUUUGCACACAUCUGCCAGACCCUGCACGAUCUCAAGAGACCUACCUCCUUAACGGUGUCGAAAACACCGACACUCUGCGGGACUGGAACGAAGAGUUUCAAUCGGCCAAGGAGCUUCCACGCGAGUCUGUUCAAGACCGUGUCUUCCGCGAGCGACUCAUUUCCAAGCUGUUUGCUGACUACAAUGAGGCUGCCACUCGAGGCGCUGUUAUGGUCGCGCGUGGCGAGAUCGCACCCUUGAACCCUACCGAAUGCAGAGAUGCUCAGAUCUUUGUCUACAACAACAUCUUUUUCUCUUUCGGUGCUGACGGUGUCGGUACAUUCACCUCUGAGGGUGGCGAUGAGGCUGCCCGUGUUGCUACCGGUAAGGACGUUGCUGGUGUGAAGCUUGUCAACCAAUUGGACAUUGAGGGACUGUUUACCCCUGCUACCGUCGUUGUUGAUUACAUGGGAAGUCGAAUUGUUGGACAAAGCAUCGUUCCUGGAAUUUUCAAGCAACGAGAGCCGGGAGAGAACCAGAUCGACUAUGGCGCCGUAGACGGCAAGGACACUGUCGCUGCCGAUGAGAGAUUUGCCCCAGGUUUUGCUCAAUUGUCCAAGGCUCUGAAGGUGAAGAAGCACCCCGUUUGGGACAAGGACGGCAAGCGAUUCGACUUGGAGGCUAGUGUAGAGACCAAGGGCCUGCUCGGCACAGAUGCCCGUAAGUAUGUUCUGGACUUGUACCGCAUUAGCCCCCUGGAUAUUGCUUGGCUUGACGAAGACGGUCUUCCUGAGGACGGCGAUGCCUAUCCCCACCGCAUGACUGUUCUCCGACCCGAGCUUGUCGACUCCUUUUCACGAUACAAGUUGAAGCAGUGGGUAGAUGAGAAUGUUGCUCGUCGUGCUGAGGAGAAGAAAGAGAAGGAUGGCGAGAAGGAAGGUGAGAAGGCAGAGGAAGAGAAGAAGCCCGAGGAAGGAGAGAAGACUGAAGAGGGUGAGAAGACCGAAGAGGGCGAGGCUUCAAAGGAGGAAGAAUACCAGCCUAACCUUGCGGACUUCAAGUUCGCUCUUAACCCUGACGCAUUCAGUGGACAGGUGCCUCAAACUGAUGAAGAGAAGGCCGAAUUCGCAGCAGACGAAGAAGAAGUCAGGGCAGCUGGUACCUACCUCCGCGAACAGGUCAUCCCUGACUUGCUUAAGGAGCUUUCUGAAUCCGAGAUCAGCUUCCCUAUGGACGGCCACUCGUUGAGCCGACUGUUGCACAAGCGCGGUAUCAACGUGAGAUACCUGGGCAAGGUCGCAGAACUCUCCAACGAUGGUCGGCUGCGAUGCCUCCGCGAGAUUUGUGUCCAGGAUAUGGUUUCUCGAGCGUUCAAGCAUAUUUCUGGUGCCUACCUUCGCCAUCUACCUGUUCCUGCAAUCCCUGCUGCUGUGUCUCACCUUCUCAACUGUCUGCUCGGACACAAGUUCAACGACAAGCCUGUUGCUGAGCUUGACCCUGACAUUCGCAGCCUCUACGCUGAUGCCGAUUGGUCGUUUGAAAAGGUUACACCUGAGAGCCUACGGGAAAACAUUGAAGAGCAGAUUCUCCAGCGAUUCCGAUACGAACUUGAUGAAGAGUGGUACAACACAGUUCGCCCCGUUCAGCUCCUUCGUGAGGUAUCCUUAAAGCUCGGCAUCCAGGUCCAGGCCAAGGACUACGCUUUCACUGCUGAUGAGGCUGCUGCUGCCACCGCUACCGCUACCGCUACCACAUCGGCGAAGACCGAGAAGAUUCCCGUCAAUGGCCAGGCCAACGGAGAAUCUGGUAGCAGCAAGAAGAAGAAGAAGAACAAGGCCCGCGAGGCUUCUCCUCCCGAGACAGUGGCCACUUCCAACGUCCACACCUUCAGCCCUGACGACAUUGUCGACCUGGUUCCUUUGAUCAAGGACUCUUGCCCUCGCAGCUCCCUUGCCGAAGAGGCUCUUGAGGCUGGCCGCAUCUCCCUUAUGCAGAACCAGAAGAAGCUUGGUCAGGAGCUCCUUCUGGAGUCCCUUUCUUUGCAUGAGCAGAUCUACGGUAUCCUGCAUCCCGAGGUUGCUCGUGUAUACAACAGCUUGUCCAUGCUGUACUAUCAGCUUGAUGAGAAGGAGGCUGCUGUUGACCUUGCCCGCAAGGCCAUCAUUGUAUCUGAGAGAACUGUGGGCGUCGACUCGGCUGAGACCCUUCUCAACUACCUCAACUUGAGCUUGUUCCUCCACCAAAUUGGCGAUAGCAAGGGUGCUCUUGUGUACUCCAAACAUGCUCUCAAGAUGUGGAAGAUCAUCUACGGUCCUGACCACCCAGACACCAUCACGACACUCAACAAUGCUGCCGUAAUGCUUCAGCACCUCAAGGCAUACCACGAGUCUCGACUCUGGUUUGAGGAGUCUCUGCGUGUAUGUGAGUCUGUUUUCGGCAAGCAGUCUGUCAACACCGCCACUCUGCUUUUCCAGCUUGCCCAGGCUCUUGCUUUGGAUCGCGAUUCCAAGGCUGCUGUGGGUCGUAUGCGCGAGUCCUACAACGUCUUCCUUGCUGAGCUCGGACCUGAUGAUAAGAACACCAAGGAGGCUGAAAGCUGGCUCGAGCAGCUCACUCAGAACGCUGUGAACAUCGCCAAGAACGCCAAGGAUGUUGCUGCUCGACGACUCCGUACUGGAAUCCGAUUCAACACCAAUGCUUCUAACCCCGGCGUUCCUAGCGGCGUUGUGCCUAGCCACGCUGGUCCCGGCUCGCAAGUCGACGCUCGCAGCAUCGACGAGCUGAUAAAGUUCAUCGAGGGUGGUGAACAUGGGCAGUCAAAGAAGCGUACCGGCCGUGGCAACCCUAAGCGACGCGGCCAGGCUGGGGCCCGAUAA